UUGGAGCUACACACCACGAUGAUCAGAAUCAGGGUUGUUGUGGUACUUUUCAGUACAAUAUAUGUGACACAAUGCAACAAUGUUCAGCGGCAUGUUCAAGUUCAGGGGGUUCAAAUUGGUGACCCAGUGACUCUCUACUGUGUUUUCUCGAAGCAAGUAUUCAAUGAGGGAAACAUGUUCUGGUUCAAGCACGUAACAGGGGAAAUUCCUCAGGUUGUUGCAAGGAUGCAGAAAAAUCAGUCAAGGCCUGAUCUGCACAAGGAAUUGAACAAUUCACAUCUUAGUGUGGAGAAGGCUCAAGCUGACGGGAUAUAUCGUCUCACGAUCUCAAAGAUGGAACCAACGGAUCAAGCCAUUUACUAUUGUGUCCAUAGGAUAGACUAUGAAGUCAACUUUAUCAAUGGGACUGUUUUAGUAUUAAAAGGUAAGAAUCACCAGAGGUCUGAUUACAAGACCGUGGUACAGCGGCCAAUGUCUGACCCAUUCUACCCAGGAGAAAAUGUGACUCUGCAGUGUACAGUGCUCUCUGAGACCUGUACAGGAGAACACAGUGUGUACUGGUUCAGAGCCAGAUCAGGAGAAUCCCAUCCAGGAGUCAUUUACACCCUUGGGAACAGGAGAGAUGAGUGUGAGAAGAGCCCUGAGACUCCCUCUCCUACAAAGAGCUGUGUCUACAACCUCUCCAAGAACAACCUCAGCCCCUUGGAUGCUGGGACUUACUACUGUGCUGUGGCCACAUGUGGGGAGAUCCUGUUUGGCAACGGAACAAAACUGGACCUGGCCAUUAACACGGAAUGGAAUGAGUCAGGUAGAAUCAGGUUAAUUGAAGUGUACAGGCGUAGGAUCUUAAUUUGA
Coregonus clupeaformis (lake whitefish) is the source of this 855-nucleotide messenger RNA. RefSeq lists its product as uncharacterized. The transcript is spliced from 3 exons. Lineage: Eukaryota; Metazoa; Chordata; Actinopteri; Salmoniformes; Salmonidae. The coding region runs from base 19 to 855 and encodes 278 amino acids. Gene Ontology annotation, biological process: response to bacterium. The record is from RefSeq and is a predicted model, not a curated record.